This is a messenger RNA of Odontomachus brunneus, 5039 nucleotides long. RefSeq names its product neurotrimin-like. Lineage: Eukaryota; Metazoa; Arthropoda; Insecta; Hymenoptera; Formicidae. The record is from RefSeq and is a predicted model, not a curated record. The transcript has 11 exons. The coding region runs from base 1179 to 2528 and encodes 449 amino acids. Gene Ontology annotation, cellular component: neuron projection.
UCGAAGACUGAAUCUCGCGCUAACGAUGCUCGUUCGGUGGAAUAUGUUUGCUCACUUCCGGCGUCGUUCUCGCAUCCUCCUCCGAUCUCCCUUUCACCUCGCUCGCGCCCUCCUUUUCUUCCUCUUCACCAGCCCGCUUUCUGUCUCUCAUUCCCUCGCUUUCCCCCUCUUUCGCUUCCCUUAUUCCCGACGUUCUCUCAGAGAAGAAACGCUGCCACACGCACGCUCGAGACGCGAGAACGUACCUAACAGCUUACACUAAUCCCGGCUGCCUCAACAGCCUGGCGAAUUAUUUCCAUUCCGUUUCCCUAUUUCCGCGCAUCUCGCGUUAUCAAAGCGUGUGCGCGCCGCGGUGCCGUUUGUAAAGGCGGAGUUGCGGUUUCCGGCAUUAAUUUCGGGAACAAUGAGCGGUUCCUGAUACACUCUUUCUCAGCAAGAGUGGAGCGAGUGCAACGGGAUUCCGAAAGGAUCGUGCGGAAAUUUGACUUUUUGUUCCAUCCAACGGUGAUUUCGCCUAACAAUAUUAUACGCCGGUACGUGACACAACGGAACCCGAUAAACUGCAUCCUUCGCCAUUCUGAGAUGUACAGAGCUCGCGCAAUUUUUACAUCUGUCAUUUUAUCUCACGUGUCACGUUUUACUUGUCAGACAAAAAUUUAAUAGGCGGCAUAAACAAAGUUUAAAUGCGAUUUUAAGAUCGUGCAAUCGAGUCAAGCGCGCUAAUAAGCUAAUAGCUUUAAUGGCUCAUUAAAUAUGUUUCGAUUUUGAUUAUUAAAUAAAAAUAUUUUCGCAACGAAUAUAUAUAUCUGUUUCAGACGCGAGAAAAGAAAGAACGGCGACCGGAGAAAGAAGGUUGAAAAUUCAGUUGAAUUCUUUCUUAGGUCCUUCGCGACUUAGUGUGCGAUACGCGAUAUCGCGCGAUGCAUUCGACGGCAUAUCCGGUUUCCGACUGUGCAGUAGGAGAGAAUGAGUUGUCCGGGAAAUCACAAUUGUCCCUGUGACUAGUAAAGACACGAAAGAGACAGGCACGUGGAAGCUAGGACGCAUGCGUGUCGUGUUGCUCCUGCAGGACUCCGCACGACAAGUCAGUCUGCAUCUGGACUCCGGCUCGCGUGGUUUUGUACCAAGUGCGUGUACGUGACGGAAAUUAAACGGCGAAACCCUCGGAAAUAAUAAGUAUGACAAUAAUCACCGCCAUCCUCGUCCCGUGGACUGCAUGGAUCUUCGUGGCGUUCGCGCACUCAGCCGAAGGACGUCAAGCGAGGAAUCUGGAGAUACAGGCACAGACAUCGGGCCACCAUCACGGUACGCAGGAUGCAUCAUUAUUGGACAAUUACAAUAACAAUUCUGAAUUGCCCCGAUUCGCCGAGGAGAUCCAGAAUGUGACAGUGAGCGUAGGACGUGAUGCUCUAUUGGCUUGCGUGGUGGACAAUUUACGGAAUUAUAAGGUUGCGUGGGUGCGCGUCGAUACACAAACUAUAUUGUCGAUUCAUCAUAGCGUAAUCACUCAAAACCCACGGAUUUCACUAUCGUACAAUGACCACCGCUCGUGGUACCUUCAUAUAAAGGAUGCUCAGGAGGUGGAUCGUGGAUGGUAUAUGUGUCAAGUGAACACGGACCCAAUGAGGAGUCGCCAGGGCUACAUACAAGUUGUAGUACCACCGUCGAUUAUUACCAAAGAGACCAGUACCGACAUGGUGGUUCGCGAGGCUUCCAACGUGACGUUGACGUGCAAAGCGACCGGGUUUCCGGAGCCUUACGUCAUGUGGCGGCGCGAGGACGGCAAGAACAUAAAUUACAACGGCGAGAGUGUGAACGUCGUGGAUGGCGAAGUGCUGCAUAUCGUGAAGAUCAGUCGUCUUCAUAUGGGGGCUUAUUUGUGUAUUGCUUCGAACGGCGUUCCACCGUCGGUUAGCAAGAGAGUCUUGCUGCGCGUUCAAUUUCCACCGAUGCUCUCGAUACCAAACCAAUUGGAAGGAGCGUACAUUGGACAAGAUGUCACUCUCGAAUGUCACACCGAAGCUUAUCCAAACUCGAUCAAUUAUUGGACAACCGAACACGGCGACAUGAUAGUCUCUGGCAAUUACCAUUCGGUUACAGGCGACAAGUACGAGGCGGUAUCCACCGACAAUGGCUACAACAAGUACAUGAUGCUGAAGAUAAGGAACGUUAGCCCGAAAGACUUCGGCUCGUACAAGUGCGUUGCACAGAAUUCACUCGGCGGAACGGAUGGCGACAUCAAACUAGACGAAAUCCCAGCACCUUCGACAACGUCUACGAUGCCACCGCCAUAUUACCAACCAACGUCAACGAUGAAAAAGAACGGUAGAAACGGUAACAAGAAAUCACGACUACCGCCUAGCGACUACGAUGUCGAGGAAUUGCGAAAUCCAGGCCCAGCGUCGAUGAGGCCACCGGGUGACCUGCCGACGGACGCCCAAAGCCCGGGCGUGUCCCAUCGAGCGCAGCUCGUCCUUCUCCUCUCCCUGAGUCUCCUGUCGUUGCUGCUUCCGGCCAUCAGAAGGUGAUUCUCACGUCGCGGGAACGGGGCUUCCAGUUCUAGUGUUUAUUGGCCAUUGGCCGACCCGGAGACGACCGGUGCGCGAAGCACGGUUGCCGGUUACCUCCGGUGCACCGUCUCCGGGAGAGUGACGGACGAGUGCGACGAAGCGGGCCGCGCUUGAAAUUAUUUUCAUACCAAAACUAGACUUAUAUACAGAGAACGGCAGAAAGACAGCGAGAGCGAGAGAAAGAGCGAGAGCAAAGAGAAGAUAUAUAUAUAUAAUAUACAUAUAUAUAUAUAUAUAUAUAUAUAUGAAUAUAAAAAAUAUGAAUAUAACGCGAUAUGUUGUGUAAGUAUACAUGCGGUGAGUACGAGGCUACGUUUAGGCUUUCACGACUGAUCGGCGCUCGUGUGAAUCGCGCGCCUUGGUUUGCCCGCGCGGGACGAGCUUCUCGCGGCCGAGAGACCGCGCUUCUCGACGAUAUCUCUCUUCCCGGCGCGGAACCACCGAAGAGACGAUGUACAUGGCGUUCUAUACGCUGAGAGGGACUCGUUAUACACGAUGAUCCUUCGACUGAUCGUGAUCCUACUGUCUCUGGGGACUCGACAUACAUACGCGCGUAGCUCGUGACGAGGAUGUGAACUCGACGAUUUCUUCGCGGAAGGACUCGCAGGACGCCAUACGAGGACUAAGACGGACUCCCAGCCCAGGUGUGUGCGCCCCUUUUCUUUUCUACGAGAGCGAAAGCGAAGCGGAUUGACUAGAUUAGAAACAAUACUUCACGUCUUUGGGGCACAGGUACGACGGCGUGUGAACCUCACGACGCUUAGAUUCAACGAAAUUGUCCCGAAGAUUGGCACCUCCGCGCGUGCGUUUCUCUCGCGUAACACAGGCGGUCGCCAAAAGUAUCUCGCCCCCGUUCGCGAAACGCCGCUGAUCGAUGCGUGACGUUACUCCCCGGAACGUUACUCCGCGACUUCCGGCAGCACGUCAACUAUUCUCCCGAUAUAUUUUUCACCGGCAAUCUUCCGAUGCAAACGCGAGAUACAUUAUGUACUUUUGCCACGAUUCGCUGGGCCGUUCCGGUAACCAAUUAGGUGCUAAUUAAUCGUUUCCUUUUCAUCGGGGAAAAACGAUCGAUGGAUUCUGACACGCUUUUUCGCCCCCGCAAUCGUUUCAACGUUAUAAUACGCGUUUCCGUUUCGCGAGGAAGACACGGGAACUGUAUUCAGUGCAUAUACAUAUACGUACGCAUAAAACGGUAAACAAGAGUAUAAAUAAACAUAUAUAUAUAUAUAUAUAUAUAUAUAGAUAUAUAUAUAUACACACACGUACGCGGAUCGUAGUUGUGUCGAGACGCAUCGCUCGGUAACUUUGUAAUUAGCUCUGUUCGAUCUGUAAGACGUGCGGAUAUUUAACCGGAGCGCGCGGUCGUUUUACGAGACGUGAUCGUCAGCAAGGAUUCGACGGGAGAUUCGUAAGAGAUAUAUGCGUGCCCAAUGUGUGUGCAUUUGUGUGUGUGCGCGCGCGUUGGCGUGUGUGUAUGUGUGUCCCGGGGAAGGAAUUAACGCUAGACAUCAAGUAGCCUCGAAUCAUCGACGACGGUAACGCAGAGAGCUUCGUGGCUUCUGUUUGCGCGAUUAUGACAUUUCGACGGUACGAGAUGCGGUACGGUUUCUGUCGCGAUAGCACGGCCGUAAUUAGAGAGAGAGUGAGCGAGAGACAGACAGGGAGAAAGAGAGAGGGUGACAAUCCGGAAAAGUGCAGUGUGUCCCGCUAUACACUUACAAGUCAGUCAUACGCCGAAGCGGCGCACGGUAUUAUCGCUGUUCUCGAGAAUCGAUUGGCAUAUUCGAAAGCGAGACUCGUACUCGCGCCAUAAAUCUUGUUUGAUUAUUUCACGUUUUGUCGAACGCACACGACGCGCGAGUCGUCUUGCGCUCUCAACACACAACGGGCACACUAAUAAUACAGGGGAUGCUCCGCGACGCUUCAGCCACUCUGGAUCUCCUCUUACGUUGUACCUGACCGUAUGAAUUACUACAAUUGCCGUUCGACCUCGGGCGGAGCGGAUGUGAAAUGUUACACGCGCCUUUCCCUGUUAAUUCUGUAAAUAUUGUAGAUACGUUGUGCUGUGAUCGGUCCGGAUCGUCGUCUUUGCGAGGAUGACUCGAGGCUGCGCUUGUUAAAAAAAAGGAAAAAAAAAACACGAAAAAAAGACAAAGAAAAGAAAAAAAUCGAACGUAGAGAGUGUUGUGAAUAUUAUUAUAUACGAACUGUUCGCGAGACCGGUACGAGACGGUAUUCGUGCGAUUACGUCGUUUCAGUAGAAUACGAAAAUGAGGCUGCAGCGAUCGUAGGUAUAUCCUAAGUUAAGUUAUUAAUGUAUCAUGUCCGACGAUUUCACUAUGUCAAAACGAUUUUUAUGUACUCGCGUGCAUCGCACUUCGGAACGGGUCGCACACGAAACGAUGAUUAGCUGUAGAUAGUGAAACUGUCGGCCUGUAUAUCUUAAUAAAUCGAGUACAUGACUGC